AUGGGGGUCGAACUGUAUAGUACACAGCGGGUAAUCGAGUUACGUUACAUACCAUCCGCUGAGUCCGGAGUCGACCCCAGAACUCCGAAGUCAGCCAUUCGUUUGGGCGGCGUGAAACGACCACGCAACGCCGUGCUCGAGGAUGCUAUCGAGACAUCCUCUGGUCUUGGCCAAUCAGACAUUCCUCUCGUCGGCCAGUUCGCCUUAGUUGCUGAUCUCAGUGCUCGUGUCAACUUUUUUGUUGCCCUGAAGCUCUCACUCCCCUCUUGGCAGCGAUACGGCAUCCCACUACUGUGUACGCUCUGCCAUUUUCAAGCGCAUCAGAUCACGAUGGGUGACGAGGAGCCCCGUGCGAAGCGCUCUCGCUUCGACCAGACCGAGCCUGAGCCUCGUCGCCAGUCGAGGUUCGAUCGCCGCUCACGAUCGCCGUCAUCUCGUCAGUCCGAUUCCACUCGCCAAAGGAGCCCAUUGAGUCGGGAACCUCGCAGUCCAGGUAAAGAAGAGGAGAAGCGAGACGAGAAGCGAGACGAGAAGCCGCGUGAUCCGGCCGCAGCGGCAGCGGCCGCCGCAGCCAAAAUCAAUGCGCAGCUGCAGGCAAAGAAGGGAAUCCAGCAUGUGGACGUGCCCCCGAUCCGUUCUACCUCGAGCCCCGCUGUCAAACCCAUAUCCUCUGCAAGCCAUACCACCACUAAGCUCGACGAUGGGGUCUACAUCGCGGACGGAGAUUACAUCAAGGACAUCGAAGUGAACGAUCUGCGCAACCGUUACCUUCUCACCAAGGGUUCCACGCAGAAGAUGAUCAAAGAAGAAACUGGCGCUGAUUGUCAAGAUGUCACGACCCGCGGAAGCUAUUACCCGGACAAAUCUCUGGCCACUCCAUCGAACCCGCCACUUUACCUUCAUGUUACCAGUACGACCAGAGAGGGUCUCGAUAAGGCAGUUGCUCGCAUCGAGGAGCUCAUGAAGCAGGAACUUCCCAACCUCGUCGAUGAACGCAGAUUCCGUCGUCAACGCGAGCAUGAUGGCGAACGGGAUGAAUUUGGUCGUCGCAAAUGGCCCGAAGAGCGUAUCCCCAUUGACCUGGAGCCGAUCCCAGGCUUCAAUCUUCGAGCUCAGGUCGUAGGCCAGGGCGGUGCCUACGUCAAGCAUAUUCAGCACAAGACCGGCUGCAAGGUCCAAAUCAAAGGUCGUGGAUCGGGUUUCAGAGAGAUCGGCACGGACAGAGAAAGUGAUGAGCCGAUGUACUUGCAUGUCGCCGGCCCCAACCCACAGGACGUUCAAGCUGCAAAGGAGCUCUGCGAGGACCUUCUGGCGAACGUGAGGGAGCAGUAUCAACGGUUCAAAGAGAAUCAGCAGCACCAUGGUUAUGGCGGCUAUGGCCGCGAUCGUCACUAUGGUGGUUACGGCUAUGGUAACUAUCCUCACCAACAACAGCAGCAUCCACAUCAGAAUCAGCAGUCACCACCUCCGACGUCGACGAGUCCUUCGAACCAAGGAGCACCUGGUGUUUCGGGGGCUCCAGGAGCAGCCAGUGCGGCCGACUACAGCGCCCAAUAUGCGCAAUACUACGGCUCCGAUCCAUAUGCUGCCUAUGGAGGCUACCAGAACUACUUGGCCUAUUAUCAGUACUACCAGCAGGCGGCCCAGCAACAGCAGCAACAACAACAGCAGCAACAGCAACCUCAGCCGCCAUCGCAAUCGCAAACUUCGGCACCACCACCUCCUCCGCCUCCAUCUAGCGAAGCACCGCCGCCUCCCCCGCCUCCUGGAGCUGGAUCACCUCCGCCACCUCCGCCAGGCACUACCAGCUACAACGCUGUGCCACCACCUCCUGGCCUGUAG
This is a messenger RNA of Rasamsonia emersonii CBS 393.64, 1842 nucleotides long. RefSeq names its product KH domain-containing protein. Gene Ontology annotation, cellular component: nucleus. The record is from RefSeq and is a predicted model, not a curated record. Gene Ontology annotation, molecular function: RNA binding. Lineage: Eukaryota; Fungi; Ascomycota; Eurotiomycetes; Eurotiales; Trichocomaceae. The transcript has 10 exons. Bases 1 to 1842 code for a protein of 613 amino acids.